Cyprinus carpio (common carp) is the source of this 1456-nucleotide messenger RNA. RefSeq names its product rho-related GTP-binding protein RhoV-like. The record is from RefSeq and is a predicted model, not a curated record. Gene Ontology annotation, biological process: small GTPase-mediated signal transduction. Gene Ontology annotation, molecular function: GTPase activity; GTP binding. NCBI's taxonomy places the organism in Eukaryota, Metazoa, Chordata, Actinopteri, Cypriniformes, Cyprinidae.
AAAAGGCACAGAGAGAUCCUUCACAGAUCAGAGAGAGUCAGCUUUUGAGCUGCGAAAGUAAUGAGUCACUCAUCAGUCUCAACAAAUACACCACCCAAUACUGUGGAGUUUACAAAGUUUUCCUGAAGACAGUUCUUCUUGACUUUAAUUGUUGGACAUGCCACCUCAAAUGGAUUACUUUUACCAGUCAAGAGUUCCGUCCGUGUGUUUAGAGCAGGACGACGCGCUGGAGCCCGGGAUCAGCUGUAUGCUGGUCGGGGAUGGUGCGGUCGGGAAGACCAGUAUGAUUGUCAGCUACACAACCAAUGGAUACCCUACGGAUUACAAACAGACGGCUUUUGACGUCUUCUCAGGACUAGUUCAGGUGGAUGGGACCCCUGUGCGGAUUCAGUUGAUGGACACUGCUGGACAGGAAGAAUUUGAAGAAUUCAGAUCUCUGUCUUAUGCACACACGGAUGUCUUCCUUCUCUGCUUCAGUGUGGUUAACCCCACGUCAUUCCAGAACAUAAUCAAGAAAUGGAUCCCUGAGAUUCGUGCGUGUAACCCAUCCUCCCCCAUCAUUUUAGUCGGAACUCAGUCGGACCUUCUACUGGACGUUAACGUUCUCAUAGACUUGGACAGGUUCAAGGUCAAACCGGUGCUCAGCUCACGGGCACAGAGCCUCGCAGAGAAGAUCAGGGCUGUAGAGUACGUGGAGUGUUCGGCCCUGACCCAGAAGAACCUAAAGGAGGCCUUCGACUCAGCAAUAUUCGCGGCUAUUAAACACAAGGCCAGGAAGGCCAAAAAACUGAGACUGUCAGACAGACGAGCUAAAGCUUUUUCCAAGUGCAGCUGGAAGAAGUUCUUCUGCUUCAUCUGACCCUGUGGGUCAAAAUGUGUGGACUGUUUACAUGAGAUAUUAAUUUAUUUUGGACAAUGUGUUUACCUACAGUCAUUUAGCUUUAUUUUAUGGGCGGAGUUGUUUGAUCAGUGGUGAACUUCCCAGGAAACGUUCGAGUGACAUGUGAGAGCUGUUGCAUUACUCAACACAAAGUUUUCGGAGCAUUUUAAUAGCACAAGCUGUAUAAGUAACACUAGCUGUAAGAUUUAUAAACACAUUAUGAAGAAAGAUUAGAGAAAACUACUCCUUAAUUCAUUUAUUGUUCACAAACAGCACCCACCAUAUGUAAAUGAGUGAAUUUGCAUGAGCUGGAUAGCUGCCUUAUUCAAAGCUUGAAUGUGUUCACGUGGAGAUGUCUCUGAUGGUCGAGGGAACAAGAGUGGGUAUCUAUCUUAUCUCUGUUGUGUCGGGUGCUACUUUGACAGACUCUUUCAUAUGCAACAGCCCAAACUAAAGUCAAUGUGUGAGAUGUCUCCUUCUUAGGUGCCUGUGACCACAUAAAUCUGACAUCACUCUUACAAUGAUUCAGCCUGUUCUGCUGAUAAACCUUAGCUGGGGAUUGUCUUGCAAAUUGGC